UCCAGGUUCUGAGAAGAUGGCGAAGGUCUCAGAGCUUUACGAUGUCACUUGGGAAGAAAUGCGAGAUAAAAUGAGAAAAUGGAGAGAAGAAAACUCACGAAACAGUGAGCAAAUUGUGGAAGUUGGAGAGGAAUUAAUUAAUGAAUAUACUUCUAAGCUUGGAGAUGAUAUUUGGAUCAUAUAUGAGCAAGUGAUGAUUGCAGCCCUAGACUAUGGUCGAGAUGACUUGGCAUUGUUUUGUCUUCAGGAGUUGAGAAGACAGUUCCCUGGCAGUCACAGAGUCAAGAGACUAACUGGCAUGAGAUUUGAGGCCAUGGAAAGAUAUGAUGAUGCUAUACAACUAUAUGAUAGAAUUUUACAAGAAGAUCCAACUAACACUGCUGCAAGAAAGCGUAAGAUUGCCAUUCGAAAAGCCCGGGGGAAAAAUGUGGAGGCCAUUCGGGAACUGAAUGAGUAUCUGGAACAAUUUGUUGGGGACCAAGAAGCUUGGCAUGAACUUGCAGAACUUUAUAUCAAUGAACAUGACUAUGCUAAAGUAGCCUUUUGUUUAGAGGAGCUAAUGAUGACUAAUCCACACAACCACUUAUACUGUCAGCAGUAUGCUGAAGUUAAAUAUACCCAGGGUGGACUUGAAAACCUUGAACUUUCAAGAAAGUAUUUUGCUCAGGCACUGAAACUGAACAACAGAAAUAUGAGAGCUUUGUUUGGGUUUUACGUGUCGGCAAGUCAUAUUGCUUCUAAUCCAAAAGCAAGUGCAAAAACAAAAAAGGACAACAUGAAAUAUGCUAGUUGGGCAGCUAGUCAAAUAAACAGAGCUUAUCAGUUUGCAGGUCUAAGUAAGAAGGAAACCAAAUACUCUCUUAAGGCAGUUGAAGACAUGUUGGAAACACUGCAGAUCACCCAACCUUAA
Molecule: messenger RNA, 910 nt
Organism: Zalophus californianus (California sea lion)
Lineage: Eukaryota; Metazoa; Chordata; Mammalia; Carnivora; Otariidae
Product: ER membrane protein complex subunit 2-like
Exons: 1
Coding region: 17-910 (297 amino acids)
Biological process (GO): protein folding in endoplasmic reticulum
Cellular component (GO): EMC complex
Molecular function (GO): protein binding
Source: RefSeq, a predicted model, not a curated record